AAAAACGCAUCUGAAUAAUCCUUUCCCGCCUCUUGCACUCCCCCGUCAAUACUGUCCCCUUUCUCUCGUACAGAAUCUAGGGUUCCCAUUUCUAACUCUUUCAAUUUCUACACUUCCAAGGUUUCACAUCCCCAGUUUUCACUAAAAAUGCACGUAAAGGAGGUCUGUUUAGAGGGGUUUAAAUCCUACGCAACUAGAACAGUGGUACCAGGUUUCGACCCCUACUUCAACGCAAUUACGGGUCUGAACGGAUCGGGCAAGUCAAACAUCCUCGACUCGAUUUGUUUUGUUUUGGGCAUCACAAAUUUGCAACAAGUUAGGGCUUCUAAUUUGCAGGAGCUGGUGUACAAGCAAGGUCAAGCUGGAAUUACCAAGGCUACUGUUUCUGUAGUUUUUGAUAAUUCGGAUCGCAGCCGGAGCCCUCUUGGGUACGAGGAUUGCCCUGAAAUUACCGUUACUCGCCAGAUUGUGGUUGGUGGAAGAAAUAAGUACUUAAUCAAUGGGCACCUUGCUCAGCCUAGUCGAGUUCAAAAUCUUUUCCACUCAGUGCAGCUUAAUGUGAAUAAUCCACAUUUUCUUAUAAUGCAAGGGCGUAUUACAAAAGUAUUGAACAUGAAACCUCCUGAAAUCUUGUCUAUGCUUGAAGAGGCUGCAGGGACAAGAAUGUAUGAAACAAAAAAAGAGGCUGCCUUGAAAACGCUUGAAAAGAAACAGAGCAAGGUGGAUGAGAUUAAUAAGCUUCUUGAUCAGGAAAUACUUCCUGCUUUGGAGAAGUUGAGGAAAGAGAAAAUGCAGUACAUUCAAUGGGCUAAUGGAAAUGCAGAAUUGGAUCGAAUGAAGAGAUUUUGCAUUGCUUAUGAGUAUGUUCAAGCAGAAAAGAUUAGGGAUAAUGCAGUUCAGGGCAUGGAAGAAAUAAAUAACAAGAUUUCUGAGAUUGGCAAUAGUGUAGAAAAGAUGCAUGAGGAAAUACAGGUUAUGGAAAAGAAGGUAUCAGAGUUGAGUGCUGAAAAAGAAGCAAGCAUGGGUGGGGAAUUAAAAAUUCUAUCAGAGAAAGUUGAUGCUCUAUCCCGGGAUCUUGUGAAAGCAACAUCAGUGCUGAAAAAUCAAGAAGACAUUCUCAUGACUGAAAAAGGGAAUGCUGCAAAGAUGGAGAGAAAUCUUGAAGAAUUAAAACAAUCUGAAGAAGAGAAGGCUAAAGCUGUAAAAUCUGCAGAAGAUGGAGCAGCCGAUCUGAAAAGAAGUUAUCAAGAGCUUUCUAAGAGUUUGGAAGAGCAUGAAAAGGAGUACCAAGGUGUAGUAGCAGGUAAGAGCAGCGGAAAUGAAGACAAAUGCCUUGAAGAUCAAUUAGGUGACGCCAAGAUAGAAGUUGGAAAAACAGAGACUGAAUUAAAGCAGUUGCAGACAAGAAUAAGUCAUUGCGAGAAAGAGCUGAAGGAGAAAAGCAGCCAGUUAUUAUCAAAACGUGAAGAAGCUUUUGCUAUAGAAAAUGAGUUGAAUGUUAGGAGGAAAGAUGUUGAAAAGGAUCAGAAGUCUUUGGAAUCUCUUUCCUAUGAAGAGGGUCGUAUGGAAGCGUUACAAAAGGAUCGUGCUGUUGAGGUAGAGAUGGUGCAGAAGUUUAGGGACGAAGUGCGGAUUCUAUCAUCGCAAUUGGGAAAUGUGGACUUCAGUUACAACGACCCUGCAAAUAAUUUCGAUAGGUCAAGGGUGAAAGGGGUUGUUGCAAGACUAAUUAAAGUGAAAGAUAGUUCUGCAAUGACUGCCCUUGAGGUUGCUGCCGGUGGGAAGUUAUUUAAUGUUGUUGUGGACACUGAAAACACAGGAAAACAACUUCUUCAAAAUGGUGGUCUACGAAGGAGAGUGACAAUCAUUCCUCUAAACAAAAUUCAAAGCCAUCCUGUCCCACCGAGAGUCCAAUCUGCUGCCGCGAGACUGGUUGGCAAAGGCAAUGCUGAAGUGGCACUUUCUCUUGUUGGAUAUGAUGAUGAAUUGCAAAGUGCAAUGGAAUAUGUAUUUGGAUCAACCUUUGUUUGCAAAACCAGUGAUGCUGCACGAGAGGUUGCCUUCAAUGGAGCAAUAGGAAGACCUAGUGUGACUCUCGAAGGUGACAUUUUUCAGCCUAGCGGGCUUUUAACGGGUGGUAGUCGCAGGGGAGGUGGUGAACUGUUGAGGCAACUUCAUGCUUUGGCAGAGGCCGAGUUAAAACUUUCUUUUCAUCAGAAAUGUCUAUCACAAAUUGAUGCCAAGAUUAAUGAGCUCCUUCCCCUUCAAAGAAAGUUCAAAGAUCUUAAGGCACAAUUGGAACUCAAAUCGUAUGAUCUUUCACUUUUCCAGAAAAGGGCCGAGCAAAAUGAGCACCAUAAGCUUACUGAAGUAGUAGAGAAGAUCGAGCAAGAGCUUGGAGAAGCAAGAUCUGCCAUUAAAGAGAAGAAAAUUUUAUUUGAAAACUGUGUAGCUAAGGUUUCAUCUCUUGAGAAGUCAAUCCAUGAACAUGCUGGUAAUCGAGAAACCAGGCUUAAAGAGUUAGACAAGAAGAUUAAGGCUAUUAAAAGUCAGAUGCAGUCAGCAACCAAGGACCUCAAGGUGUAUGAAAGUAAACGGGAGAGGCUUAUAAUGGAAAUGGAAGCAGCUAAAAUGGAACAUGGUUCACUGGAAAGUCAGUUGGAUGCUUUGAAGAAGCAGAUCAACAAUCUUACUUUGGAAGUGGAUUCUUGCAAAACCAUGGUUGCUUCAUUGAAAAAUAAUCAUGAUCAGGCCCAAUCUGAGCUCAACUCAGCUAGGACGAAGAUUAAGGAACAUGAUUCACAAAUUACUAGCAUUGUCAAGGAGCAACAGAAGCUUCAGAAUAGAAUGAGUGAGACAAACCUUGAGAGGAAGAGAUUGGAGAAAGAGGUGAAACGCGUGGAAAUGGAUCAAAAAGAUUGUGCUUUGAUGGUUGAAAAAUUAAUAGAGAAGCAUCCCUGGAUUGCAGCUGAAAAACAACUUUUUGGGAGAACGGGAUCAGAUUAUGACUUUGCAUCUCGUGAUCCCAGCAAGGCUAGGGAAGAAUUCGAAAUACUGCAAGCUGAACAAUCUGGCCUUGAGAAAAGGGUAAAUAAGAAAGUCAUGGCCAUGUUUGAGAAAGCUGAAGAUGAGUACAAUGACUUAAUAUCCAAAAAGAACAUUAUUGAGAAUGACAAGUCAAAAAUCAAGUUGGUGAUUGAAGAGCUUGAUGAGAAGAAGAAGGAAACCCUUAAAGUUACUUGGGUGAAAGUAAACAAAGAUUUUGGAUCCAUCUUUUCUACUUUGUUACCUGGCACAAUGGCAAAACUGGAACCACCUGAAGGAUGCAGCUUCCUUGAUGGUCUGGAGGUUCGUGUUGCAUUUGGAGAUGUUUGGAAACAGUCCUUAUCAGAACUUAGUGGAGGGCAAAGAUCUCUGCUUGCACUCUCUUUAAUCUUGGCAUUGCUUCUUUUCAAACCUGCUCCACUUUAUAUAUUGGAUGAGGUCGACGCUGCUCUUGAUCUAAGUCAUACCCAGAACAUUGGAAGGAUGAUCAGAACUCAUUUUCCACAUUCCCAGUUUAUUGUAGUUUCUUUGAAGGAAGGCAUGUUUAACAAUGCCAAUGUUCUUUUCCGAACAAAAUUUGUGGACGGUGUAUCUACUGUGCAGAGAACGGUCGCAAAUAAGCAAAACAAGUGAUUUCAGUUAACUGAUUCUUGAUCUGUCUGUAUCUACGGCUGGAUACAAGCUGCUGGACUCUAGGAAUGUCGUACUUGUAUGUUGUUUUGAUAUAUUGCAAUUUUAAUGUUUUUGAUGUAUGCUUAAAUAUGUAAUCUUCCAAUUUAGUUAAUAUUAGGUGAGCGGCUGUACUAUGAUCGUUCCGGAGACGUGGCCUAUUCAAAAGACCUCUUGUAUGCUUUAAGCUCCGUUCUGUCAAUUAUACCUAUUGGCAGUAAACUGUCUCUAGUAAGAUGUAUAUGAUUAGCUGUAAUGUAUUUAUUCAAGUUUCUUUCAUUUUUCA
Olea europaea var. sylvestris is the source of this 4000-nucleotide messenger RNA. RefSeq names its product structural maintenance of chromosomes protein 2-1-like. Gene Ontology annotation, cellular component: chromosome. The coding region runs from base 148 to 3678 and encodes 1176 amino acids. The record is from RefSeq and is a predicted model, not a curated record. Lineage: Eukaryota; Viridiplantae; Streptophyta; Magnoliopsida; Lamiales; Oleaceae. Gene Ontology annotation, molecular function: ATP binding; protein binding; ATP hydrolysis activity. Gene Ontology annotation, biological process: chromosome organization. The transcript has 21 exons.